Messenger RNA from Haemorhous mexicanus (house finch), 2902 nucleotides. It is a transcript of the gene ERICH6, whose product is annotated as glutamate rich 6. The transcript is spliced from 9 exons. The coding region runs from base 13 to 1704 and encodes 563 amino acids. NCBI's taxonomy places the organism in Eukaryota, Metazoa, Chordata, Aves, Passeriformes, Fringillidae. The record is from RefSeq and is a predicted model, not a curated record.
GACGGGCCGGGCAUGGACGGGCCGGGCAUGGACGGGCCGACCCGGGCCGCGGAGCUCAGCGGAGGGGCGGAUGAUGCGGCGGGCGGGCACCGCUGGCCCCCGGCCCCCGAGGAGAGCGCAGACCAUCCGGCAGAGCCGCGGUGCGGGACACCCUCGGCCGGCCCGCAGUCGACCCCCACGGGCCUGCCCACCCUCCUGGCCUACAGACCCGAGUCCUCACAGGCAAACGUACACCACGAGGCAGAGGAGGAUGCUGAGCCAACCUGCGAGUACUGUGGCAACCUGCUGAGGCCGUUCCCCUUCUCCGAGGAUGUGCCUCUCUCUGAGGACCAGGAAGACAGAUUCUGCUGCAAGCGCAGCCGGGAGCUCUACGAGUUCAUCAUGAAGGAGAGGAAGAGGCUCGAGGAUGCCAGCAGCCUUCCCAGAGCUGUCAGCACUCAGGAAUCCCUCAGCUCUGAAGCCAACCUGCUGCUGUCAAAGGAGCAAGACAGCCAGAGGCAGCAGAAGAGACACCUGGCUAGAGAGCUGGCUGACCAGUAUUUAAGGCUGAGUGCCACUAAAGGGUCACAGAAAGCUGGAUUCGUUUCCUACGAGACUUCCCAGGAACUCACCUCUCCCGAAGGUGGGACACCAGUGCCUGUUGCAAGUGCAGCCAAGCCCGAGCCCCGGCCCAAGGAGAAGCCCGAGCCCGAACCCGAGCCCCAGCCCAAGGAGAAACCUGAGCCCGAACCCGAGCCCCGGCCCAAGGAGAAACCUGAGCCAGAAUCCUGGCCCAAGAAGCCUGAACUGGAACCCCGGCCCAAGGAGGAGCCCGAGGAGGAGCCCGAGCUGGAGCUUUGGCACGAGGAGGAGCCCGAGCUGGAGAAGGAGCCCGAGUCCUGGCCUGAAGAGGAGCCUGAGCAGCCCAAGCGCGACAAGAAACCCGUGUCCCGCAGCGUCCUCUGCUACGAAUUCAGUCUGCUGGGGAAGAAGGUGGGGAAGGGUAAAUUGGUGCAGAAGUACUACAAAAAUGGAAAGAAAUUCCUUACCAUGCUCCCAGACGGAACAUCGCAGUUAUUCUAUCCAUCUGGAAACCUGGCCAUCAUCAUUACACAAGCCAGAGACCAGCUGAUGUGCAUAGUACAGGAAGAUGAGCCAAGGACAGUCAAAAUCCGAGCACUGUUUCAGUCUGAUGGCAGGAGCACAUGCUAUUACCCUACCGGAGAUGAGUGGAUAAAUAUGAGUAUCCAGGGUGGGCAGUAUUUGGACCAAGCAGGCAACAGGGUAAGAAGGUGGAUGUGGCCGAACUUGUUACCAGAACCCCAGGUUCCACUGAGCCCCAUUUUCAUCUCACUGAACCGCCACGUGGGGGUCAGGAUCCUGGCCCAGGACAAGAUCUUCAUCUCCUUCCUCGCUAUGGGGCGACAAGCAAAACUCAACAUGGGAACCAAAGUGCAGGUCAACACCAACAGCCAGCUGCCGCCUCCAACCCCGCUGGGUGAGGAUGAGCUCCUGCUGCUCGCCUUCCGUGUGAAGAUCCUGCAGCUCUUCGACAGGAUGCGGGGAGGCCUCAACUUUCCUUCUAGUGAGCAGUGGAACAAAAUGCAGCCUCCCAUGUACCUCAUCAGCCAGGCUGUGAAGAUCCUGGAGCUCUGCAUGGCUGCUGACAUAAGUGAUGAGCUGCGCAGCUCCAUCAAGGCAAUAGUAAAUGCCCAGCAGCUCUGACCCGUGUGUGUGUGUGGUGUAAGGCAAAAUGAGCCAGAGACAGUCCCUGACGCUGUGGCACCUGCAUGUGCUCAGCAAGGUUUCUCCUCCAGCCCUGCCUACCUGCCCCGGUGCAAAGGGCAGUCCAGGGCUGACCCGCACAGCCCCAAACGGGUCUUGCUCAGGGCAGGCGAUACCAGCCUGCAGGGACAGCACCUUGGUAAUGGAGGCACCAGAGGGCUUUGCUCAGGCAGAGCGAUCCCGUGCUCCACAGCAGUGCACUGCUCCUCAGCAGGCUCCCUUCUGUCUCCAGCCCCAUCUGAGUAGUCACUUCACAAGGUACAAAGGCACAGCCGAGCCAGGGCUUGGGACAGCUACACAGGCACGUGUUUGCUCAAGUCACCCAUACAGGCACAGCUCUGCCACUCCUGACAAGAAGGUGGCAUCAGCAGGAAGCCCCAGGAGUUCCUGGUGCCCAUGCCCACAGCAGCUCAGCCACCUACAGGUACAAGACAAGGUGGUUCCCUGCACAGAGCAACAAAUGCCCUCAGAGUGCCCAAAGCAAUCACCUAUGCUUGGCUCCAGGGAGCACCAGCUGCAGUCUGGGAUGGGCUCUGGUUCAAGCACUGCAAACAGAGCUAUCAGUGGGUGUUAAGAGGCUCAUAGUGCUGCAGUCAGCAUUGAGGAACCUCCCAGCCUCUCAAAGCUGCCUUAGAAACUAGGGGUUCACCUGGCCAGCUUCCCCCACCUGAACUGUGGCAGGUGCCUGAAGGAUAAGACCAAGCCCCAUCUGCCCUUCCCCAAACUGGAGGUUCUUAGGGGCUUACACAUGACAAAUACAAGGUCAGUAACUUUGGAAAGUUGGCUUUUUAUGCAGUUUUUCAAUUGCAGUUCCAAGAAUGUCCAUCGGUGACAAACAAGGUACUUCACACAGGAAAUGGGAACUCUUUAUUUCAAUUAAUGUUCUUGGGUUCUGUUCAGGACAGCAGGAAGGCCCAGCUCAUCUCUCAAAUGGCCAAGGAAGAACUGCUGGAGCUGGUCCACAUGAUUAAAGAGCAGCUGAUCUUAAUUUUCACUGAAGUCACCAAGUGAUGUAACAAUUCUGCAUAUAAUUUUGCUUAUAUAAUUCAGUAUAUAAUGCACUGUUUGACUCUGCCAUAGAUUUUGAAAAAUAUACAAACCUGUUUUAACCACAUUAAAGAGAUUUGAUAGACAGCUA